Messenger RNA from Argiope bruennichi, 657 nucleotides. RefSeq names its product monoglyceride lipase-like. Gene Ontology annotation, molecular function: lipase activity. The record is from RefSeq and is a predicted model, not a curated record. Gene Ontology annotation, cellular component: membrane. NCBI's taxonomy places the organism in Eukaryota, Metazoa, Arthropoda, Arachnida, Araneae, Araneidae. The coding region runs from base 1 to 657 and encodes 218 amino acids. The transcript is spliced from 6 exons.
AUGGAAGCUGGUCAUGGAAUAAGCGGUGGUGAAAGAGGCCACAUCAAUGAUAUCACGGAUUUAGUCUCUGAUGCCAGGUUGCACGUUGCUUUCAUACGUCAGGCGUUUCCAAAUUACCCCAUGUUCAUUUUGGGCCACUCAGUGGGUGGUCUCAUUGCGAUGUUGGUAUCGUAUGUUAUGGAGAUUCAAGGAUUGAUUUUAAUUUCACCAUAUUUGGUGUCAACUGAAGAAAGUGUCCCCAGGGACUUCUUGCCUAUUUUGAGGGAAUUGGACUUAAGAAAUCCACGCAGGCAUAUCGAGAGAGCAGAUUUUCCUCUAAUGGCAGCUGACGAGAGUGUAGUGAGGGUGUUGAGAAUGGAUCAUUUAUGUUAUAGCGGCGACUGGACCGCCAGGACCAUUUGUUCCUUGUUAGAUCUUAGCGAAAGUGCCCUGGACUAUCUUUGGAGAAUAACAGCCCCUUUUAUCAUAAUGCACGGCAUUAAAGACAAGGUUUGUGACAUGGAAGGACCGGUGAGAGUCACGGAAGAAUCAAGUUCUUCCGACAGUCAAAUGAAGAUUUACUUACUUGGUCAACAUAAUCUUUUGGCACAACCCGGCGAGGUGAGCAACUCUGUGAUGGAGUCGAUAUCACAGUGGCUGGAAGAAAGGGCCCAUUGA